AUGAUCAACUACCACUUCACGGUUGGCUACUGCUUCUGUGGUGCGCACGGACCCGUCGACGCAGACUACGGGGCACUCGCGUGCGACCGCUGCAAGAAACUGUUCCGCAACGCCUGCGACGCCGUCAAGAACUGGGGCCCGGGUUGCCGAAAUGGGUGCAAGCCAUCUCAUCCCUGCAGCUACCACAACCUUCUGCGGCUCGAGCGGCUCGGCAUGCGCGCCGACUUCAUCCCGAAGCGCAAA
Molecule: messenger RNA, 243 nt
Organism: Mesorhabditis spiculigera
Lineage: Eukaryota; Metazoa; Nematoda; Chromadorea; Rhabditida; Rhabditidae
Source: the annotation of a GenBank genome assembly